Messenger RNA from Crotalus tigris (Tiger rattlesnake), 9466 nucleotides. RefSeq names its product GLI family zinc finger 2 (gene GLI2). Gene Ontology annotation, biological process: regulation of transcription by RNA polymerase II; smoothened signaling pathway. NCBI's taxonomy places the organism in Eukaryota, Metazoa, Chordata, Lepidosauria, Squamata, Viperidae. The record is from RefSeq and is a predicted model, not a curated record. The transcript has 14 exons. Gene Ontology annotation, cellular component: nucleus. Bases 671 to 5305 code for a protein of 1544 amino acids. Gene Ontology annotation, molecular function: DNA-binding transcription factor activity, RNA polymerase II-specific; RNA polymerase II cis-regulatory region sequence-specific DNA binding.
AUGGUGCAGUUGACUUCAGGGCGGGGAGGAGGAGGAGGAGCACCCGCCGCGGAUUAGAAUGAAAACAGAUCAGUCAAUGGAUUUGGGUUCCGGAGAUCAUCUGACUUGAAUUAACCAAACCCCAACUGGGUUUCAAAAGUUGGGAGAGAGAGAGAGAGAGAGAGAGAGUUUCUUUUCUCCUCCCCUUUGGUUCGCCCCCCUUUUCUUUUUUGAACUUUCCUCAAUUGGCGGUGGGCGAAAGCAGAGCUCUCUCUCUUUCUCUCUCCCGCCCUCUCUCUCUCUCUCUCCUUCUCUCCGUCUGCCUUAAUUUCCCCCCGAGCUGCGUGUAUUGAUGUCCUACGCAGGGAUGAUGGAUGGCAGAAAGGCAGAAAGACGCCAGCAGCAGGGGCGCUCGACACUUUUUUAAACUCUCCCAGCCCCUUUCCUUUCCCCCGGCGAUCAUCAAUGAGCCUCGGAGCGGGAGAAAGAAGGGGAAAGAAUCCGCGCGGGUGUCGGGAAGGGCUGGCGGCGGCAGCGAAGACUUCGCCUUUCUUUAAAAGGGGGGCAGAGGGACGGAACACGAAAAGGAAGCCCGGUCAGCGAACCCCACUCGCUCUUCCGCGCCCCUGAAGUGGACGAUGGGGAGCUGGGCUCGCCGCCCUGCUCUGGAGCCGGAGCAGCCGCUGGACGCAUGAAAACUUCUCUUAGGGACCGGGAAGCUGGAAUAUGCAUGACUAAGAUGGAAACAUCCACAUCAAUGGCUUCUGCAAAAAAAGAAGAGAAAAGUGUCCUUCUGGAAGACGGGGGCUUUAAUGAACCCACAAAGAAACCAGUUCCUUUAGCAGCCGCAGCACCAACAGCCGUGGUGACUCAAGGAGUUCCACAGCACAUUUUUCCAGCCUUCCAUUCUCCUUUGCCAAUUGACAUGCGUCACCAAGAAGGAAGAUACCAUUAUGAACCUCACUCCCUUCACGCGAUUCAUGGACCUUCCACUCUAAGCGGCAGCCCUGUUAUCUCUGAUAUCUCCCUCAUCCGUCUGUCACCACAUCCUUCAGGACCUGUGGACUCACCUUUCAACCACCCUCACCCAUACAUGAACCCCCAUGUGGAACAUUACUUUCGAUCCAUGCACAGCAGUCCUACUUUGUCUAUGAUCUCAGCUGCUAGAGGUCUCAGCCCAGCUGAUGCUCAUGAGCAUCUGAAAGAGAGGAGUCUCUUUGGCCUUCCCCAUCCUCCGCCAGGAGCCAGCCCUGCAGACUACUAUCACCAGAUGGCAUUCAUGGCCAGCCACCCGAAUCCUUAUGGGGACCUCCUCAUGCAAAGUGGAGCAGCAGCAGGGGCCACGCAUCUUCAUGAUUACCUCAGCCCUGUAGAUGUGUCAAGAUUCUCCAGCCCAAGAGUAACCCCCAGACUCAGCAGGAAGCGAGCACUUUCUAUAUCCCCCUUGUCUGAUGCCAGCAUUGAUCUCCAGACCAUGAUCCGGACUUCACCCAAUUCCCUGGUCGCUUAUAUCAAUAAUUCCAGAAGUAGUUCUGCCGCUAGUGGCUCUUAUGGCCAUCUAUCAGCAGGGGCAAUAAGUCCUGCCUUUACCUUCCCUCAUCCGAUCAACCCAGUGACAUACCAACAAAUUCUGAACCAGCAAAGAGGCCUGAGCUCAGCAUUUGGACAUACCCCUCCUUUUCUACAGCCAUCUCCAACUUUCCCUGCCCGGCAGCAUGUGGCUGUCAUCUCGGUCAACUCCUCUCCUGCUCAGAUCAGCAACAGCAGCAACUGCAUCACUGAGUCCAACCAGAACAAGCAAAGCAGUGAAUCGGCCGUUAGCAGCACAGUCAAUCCAGUAAUUAAUAAACGUAGUAAAGUCAAGACUGAAACAGAGAUUCUACCACCAGCUUCUCCACCGACUCAGGAACUUCUGACAGACUUGAAAGAAGAACUUGAUAAGGACGAAUGCAAGCAGGAGCCUGAUGUUAUUUAUGAGACCAACUGUCACUGGGAAGGUUGUACAAAGGAGUACGAUACACAGGAGCAGCUGGUCCACCACAUCAACAAUGAUCAUAUUCAUGGGGAGAAGAAGGAGUUUGUUUGUCGCUGGCAGGAAUGUACCCGGGAACAGAAGCCUUUCAAAGCACAGUACAUGCUAGUAGUGCACAUGCGAAGGCAUACUGGAGAAAAACCCCACAAGUGCACGUUUGAAGGUUGCUCCAAAGCCUAUUCACGGCUAGAGAACUUAAAGACACACCUGAGGUCACAUACAGGAGAAAAACCUUAUGUCUGUGAACACGAGGGCUGCAAUAAGGCCUUUUCCAAUGCUUCUGAUCGCGCAAAACACCAGAACAGAACACAUUCCAAUGAGAAACCCUAUGUCUGCAAGAUCCCAGGCUGCACCAAGAGAUAUACAGACCCCAGUUCUCUCAGGAAACACGUGAAGACAGUGCAUGGACCCGAAGCCCACGUCACCAAGAAGCAACGCAAUGACAUUCAUCUAAGGCCACCUGUCCUUAAGGAGAAUAAUGACAAUGAAGCAAGUGCCAAGCAGAGCAACAGGUCUGCUGAACAGCGGGCUGAGGCAAACAGCACCACCACAGGCACAGAGGACAGUUUACAAGUCAAAACAAUAAAGACAGAGAAGUCUGUGAUGUAUCAGUCCAGUCCUGGUGGCCAAUCAUCCUGCAGCAGUGAACCAUCACCCCUUGGGAGCAUCAACAACAAUGACAGUGGAGUGGAAAUGAACAUGCACAGUGGGGGAAGUCUGGGGGACCUGACUGUGUUGGAGGAUAAUACUCCUGUUGUGGACUCGACAGUCUCAUCUGGUAACUCAACUGUCGGUCUUCAACUAAGGAAAAACAUGACAGCAAUGCAACGCCUUGAGCAGCUCAAGAAAGAGAAACUCAGGACAGUGAAGGAUUCUUGCUCAUGGGCAAAUCCAGCACCACAAGUCAAAAACAGCAAGCUGCCUCCCAUCCCAGGCAAUGGUUGUCUGCUGGACAAUAUGCGUGGCACCUCAACAAUGCUGCCUAACCCAAGGAUAACAGAGCUGUCCAUCAAUGAAGUUACCAUGCUAAACCAACUAGCUGAACGCCGUGACAGCUCAACCAGUACCAUCAGUUCUGCCUACACAGUCAGCCGCAGAUCAUCAGGAAUAUCCCCUUACUUCUCCAGCCGCCGUUCCAGUGAAGCUUCUCAAUUUGGAAAUCGCCAUAACAACACAAGCUCUGCUGGCUCCUAUGAUCCUAUUUCCACAGAUGCCUCUCGCAGGUCAAGUGAUGCCAGUCAAUGUAAUGGGGUCUCUGGUCUCCUGAAUCUCACACCAGCUCAGCAGUACAGGCUGAAAGCUAAGUAUGCUGCUGCCACAGGUGGCCCACCACCUACACCAUUACCUAACAUGGAAAGAAUGACGCUGAGGAAUAAAAUCUCUCUCCUUGAUGGUUCAGAGCCUGCUUUGCCUUCAUUUCGUCUCCCUCCAGGGCCAAGGCGUUGUAGUGACAGCAAUGCUUAUGUGUAUGGGUCAUCGCCUGCAUUCUCUCAUGAAGUGCCUGGGAAUAGUGCAAGACGGGCAAGCGAUCCAGUGAGGAGACCUGCUGGAGACCCAAGCUCUUUUCCUAGAAUCCAUACUUACAAUAGCACCAACAGCAUGAAUCUUCUUCACCCUCAUGCAGACAGAAGACAAUUCAACCUUCCAAUCUUUCCACAUUCAGACAGGAGCCUUGCUAGGCAUGUGUAUUCUCCACGACCCCCAAGUAUUAGCGAAAAUAUUGCCAUGGAAGCCAUGCCCGGUGAGACAGAUAGUUCUGUGGGAGAUGAUGAUAUUGUCCUACCUGAUGAUGUGGUACAAUACAUCAAAUCCCAAAACAAUGGGAUUGCCACAGAGAACUCUUCUACAGGGUAUGCCAGUGAAAUGCAAAACUUCCAAGUAAAUGCAAAAGUGCAAAAUAACAACACAUUAAACCAGCGCAGAAUGGCUGUUCCAGAUCUGAGUAUGAACCAUUCGACCUCUGUUGGUGGUGGAUGCCAAAUAAACUAUGGGGCUAACUCUAAUUUGCAUAAAAAUAACAUGCCAGUCCAGUGGAACGAAGUUAGCUCAGGAACUGUUGAUGUACCCUCCUCUCAAUCAAAACAGCAGUUCCCUCAACGGAAUCUAGCUGUAUUCCAUCAGAAGCAAAAUUUUGGUCAGUAUCAGAACUUCAACCAACAGCAGUUGCAGGUAGGCCAAAACAACACAAAUGGAAAUCUGCAGCAAUUUGUGCAAAAGAAUGCAACCAUGGAUGGACAAAGGCUCAACUGCAUGCACUUAAAGCAGCAACAGGUGAAUCCAGGUUCUGGUAACAAUCUAGACCUGAACUCCCAUGAGGUGUUCAACCAAGUUCAUCAAAUGCUAAGUCCAAAUACGAUGGGCAGUGAUGUCACCCAACUUUCUCCUUCCUGUAAUAACAUGACCAUGAAGCCUGCAUUCCACGUUCGUUCUCAGCAAUUAGAUAAUGUGGCUGAUCCCAUUUCAAUAGUUAACAAUGGUAGAGAAUAUGUCAUGCAUAGUCAAGACAUGCAGGAACCAGGGUAUCAGCAGAGCUUUUCAUCUCAGUCAAACCACAUGAACUUCUCCAUGACCCAAGAGGAUUUCCACCAAGCUUCUGCAUUAAUAACCUCAAAUCAGCCAAACAUUGAGCCACAACAGAAUACAAUUGGCACCGUUGGACAGAGUUUCACUUCCUCAAUGAUACAACCUCAUCCUCCACCUAAUUCUAAUCCAGGAAACAAGCACCAAGGAGUCCGUGCUGGGCAGCAGUUGGGAUACGUGAGAAUAUCUCACCCAACGGAUGAUGUGAGCUCAGGGCAGCAAAGGGCACACUCUUCCCCCAAGAGAACAACUGGUAUAGGAUCGUUGCAACCACAGUUUAACAGUAGUAUGAGGGAAAGCCAUUUGAUGCAUUAUUACGGUCAAAUACAUAUGUAUGAACAAAAUGGGAAUGUCAACAAUCAAACCGAUUACAGUGUCAGACAACAAUGUGUGCUGAACACCAAACCAGCCACCAUGCCUUCCCCUGGUGCUAAUCAAGUUUCUAGCACAGUGGAUUCCCAGGGUCUGGAGUCUCCUCAGAUAGAUUUUGAUGCUAUCAUGGAUGAUGGCGACCAUUCAAGUCUGAUGUCAGGAACCUUGAGCCCUAGUAUCCUGCAGAAUCUCUCUCAGAAUUCUUCUCGCCUUACAACUCCCCGAAAUUCUCUGACACUGCCAGCUAUACCAACUGGAAUUAGUAAUAUGGCAAUAGGGGACAUGAAUUCUAUGCUGACCACCCUGGCAGAAGAGAGCAAAUUUCUUAACAUGAUGUCCUAAUGCAUGGGUAUCAAACUCGCCGCUUCACGUGACGUGUCGCGAUGUAUCACAACUUUUUUUGUACUGCUGGAGCAGGGGUGGGUGCGGCGUCCAUAUGAUGCCACUGGCCCACGGGCCGGCAGUUUGACACCCCUGACCUAAUGCAUAAAGCACAGAUGUACCUCUAGGCAUAUCCAGAGAUCAUGUGCUGGGCAAUGUUAUGAAUGUGCUUUUCUUUAAAAAAAAAAAGAGAGAGAGAGAGAGAGAGAGAGGAAAGGGGGAAAAAGUUGCCAUAGAGUAGACUUUUACAAGUAUUAAAACAUAUUAAGGGAAUUCCAAGUAAGAAAAAAAAUAUCUUUGUACAAACAUGCAUAAACUAUGUAAAAAAGCACUGAAAGGAUGCACUUCUAGUAUUAUUUGGGGGCGUGCUGAAAGAUGCCACCGUCCUUCUUAAAGUGCUUCUAAAGUGUGUCACCGUUUAUAAAAGUUAGACACAUUUGAGAAUCCUUUCAAAAACCUGACUGUCGUUGCCACCAUCCCUUCCCUUGUUAGCUUGCAAGGGGUUAACAUUUCUCAAACCAUCAACCUCAAAAUUAGAUGGCACUUUGCCAGUUGUGGGACACUUAAAAGCCAUGUGUUAAAACAGAGGUCUUCAAACUUGGCCCUUUUAUGACUUGUGGACUUUAACUCCUGGCUGAGGAAUUCUGGGAGUUGAAGUCCACAAGUCAUAAAAGGGCCAAGUUUGAAGACUCCUGUGUUAAAAUAAUGAGAAUCAAUGUUUCAAAGGAAGCUUUACUUUUUGCAAUCUCCUUUUACCUAUAGCUGCAAAUAUGCCUUGUCCUCCCUAGCGAGAGUUAUAAAUUUAACCAUAUGCAAAGCCAUACUAUAAAUGCUUCAUGCUUUGCUUAUGACCAGAUGGGCAUGCAUGCGCACACACACACACACACACACACAGUACCUUCAUUAUUACAGCCAGUAUCGCUCUUUGUAUCUUGUAGCUUAGCUGAGAAUCAGCUUUGCAGCAAAGUGCCUUACUGUGCAUUAACAGUUGAGUCAUCAAGGCAUCUGUUGUCCAAUAAUGUCAAAUAAAGUGUAUUGCCAGAAGCAUAUAUAAAAUAAAGGUGCAUUUAUAUCAGGCAAUACAGCAUUGCUAAAAAGAGAUUUGAGAGAGACACACUGAUGGGGAAAUGUGAAAAACUGAAUGGCCUAAUGGGUUUCAGUUUGUUUGUUUUUUCUAAUCAGAGGCUAUCAUAGAGAAUGUAGUAGAGAUUUGAAAAUCAAACUAAUUUAAAAAUAUUAUUGGAAAAAAAAACUCUACCAUGCAUGAUGUGACACACAGAUCACUCUGUGUGACUUCUCUUUGGAAUUGCUCAUACAAAAAGAACAGUGUGGGAGUUUGUUAAAUAUGACAUAAAAAUGAUGCUGCAGGAAUGUGUACAUUUUUAUGUCAUAAAAUUUGUUCAUUCCUCCCAGUUAUGUUUAAUUACAGAUUGCAUGAGUUAGCUCUGACUAAUAUGUCACUUUGGAGGUGGCCAACUGGCUUUGGUAAAAAUGAUCUUCUGUUUGCUUGGCCAGUCGUGAUGUCUCAGUCUCACCUUGCAGCAUUAUUGUGAGAUUAUAAAACUGCUCAGAGUUCCUUGGAAAAGAGGGAUAGCACAGAAAGAAAAUAAUUUAAACAUGAAGUUAAUAAAUAGUGCCACGUGCCUCUCCAAACCCACGGUUUGAACUCUACAGUGCCAUGAUCUCUUGAAGGCUUAGUGUAGCUGCUUUGAAGACCUUCCCAUAUUGCCUAAGCAUGGAGAAAACAAGGAGAUUCAACAGCAGUCCUUCAGAAGGGUCUUCUGUGUCUUUGCCAUUGUGCUCAGAUGAAAUGGGAAGGCCCUUGAAAAGCCAAACCUUCAAGAUAGCAUGAGUAGUAGAAUGGUUUGUCCAACCCUAAUCUGUUCAGUGCUACAUGCUCAUCAACUUGGGCUCAUAAAAAUGAACAGUGCCAUUAUGGCAAAUUUGUAGUCAAUUAUGCAUAUUAUGGCAUCUACAUUGCCAUCCAUUUGCCGCGUGUUUAGCUAAUAUAUACUGUUUAUAUACCUAAUCCCUCCAAUAAGAAGAGACAGUACAUCCAUGCCACUGUCUCUCUCUCUCUCUUAGUAAGCAGCUCCUGCCAAAACUGCAUGUCAUCCAGAAGUACUUGCACUGCAUAAUUGCAUUAAUUAAUUCAUGCAAACCAUUGGGGCUGUUUAUGCAUUUAUCUAAUAGAAUUUUGGAAAGCAUUAUUUGAAAGAGGAAAUUAUGAGAUCAGACAAUCAUUAAGGGCAGAAAAAGUAGAACAUGAAAUCAGGCAGCUGCCAAUUGCCAACACAGGGUAGGGUGAACAUCAAAUGUAAAAACCUUGAUGUACCAAGGUUUGCAUUUUUAUAAAGUGGCUCACUAGAUUUGGGUUAGGGUAUUCAAGCCCAAAUCACGGGCACUAUUUAUCAACAUACAUCAGUAUCUGUCUAGCCAACAUUUCUGGGUAACUGCUGAUAAAACAAAUUUCAUUCUCCUAUACAGCUUUUGCUUUUUCAAUCUGCUUCAGAUGGUUGAAGUUUAGCUAAAACAGGUUUGAGAGCACACCAAAAAGACCCCCCCCCCAAAAAAAGGAAGUCCAAUUGCCUUCUUUUGUGACGUUAGAGUUAGCUCUAUGGGUUUUAUGGUUCAGCAGAAUUACAAAAGCAUAGCUGUAAAAGGAUGGUGUACUACAAAUUCCCCAUUUCAUAUAUAUUUAUACAUUUGAUUAGAGUGAUUUGUUUCAUUAUUUAUUUUUGAACUUUAAAAAAAGGAGAUGUAAACCCAGAGGAAAUAGAGGCUCCUAAGAGUGUCUUUGCUCAUUUUUUCCUAUCAUUAUUCUGUAUCAGAAUCUGAUCCCUUUGCAGUGCCAUUUAUCCACCUUGUAGCCUCUACCUUGUAAAUACACAGGCAAACAAUGCCAAGAGUCUGACUAGAAUGACUUGAAUGUGGACCAUUCUGAUUGUGUCCAAGCAUCUGGCCAUAAAGUUAAGGCAGUGACACUUCUCCCUGCCUCUUUCCAUACAUAAAGGUAUGGGAGUUUUGAAUAACCAUGAUUACAUCAGGAAAUGCCAAUAUAGGAACUGGUUAUCACCUUAGAAUGAGAAUAUAGGUCCCAUUUAAUCAUAUAAGAAGGAUGACUUGCCAUACUGAUUAUAAGCAGGAGAUGGAUGGCCGUCUCACAGCUUUCCCUGUGUCUAAUGUUUAAUGCCAUAGAAAAGGGAACUCUUUGCUCAUAUCAGAGUUUGUGGUGGCAAACUUUUCUGGAUAGUACAUUUCCAUACCCAUUUCUUAUUAGUUAUUCUUUCCUUUGCCUGUAUAUUUUUCAGUGUCAUCAAGAAAAAUCACUUUGAUUAUGUCUUUCACCAUGUUAAAGGUUAACCUGCAGAAUAUGUUUACUUAGGUGUCCCAAGAAAACCAAUUUAGUAUUCCAAAAAUGUAUUAUUCCUGUUUUAUUUUUCCAUUCAUGAUGGACAAUGGAAGACUUCAAAGAAAGUGAAUGGCAGAGAUGGCUACAGUAGUUCUUCUCAAUACAUCUGAAUAUUGCACAUCUUAAGGCAGGACAGGAAAGUGAAAUUUAAAAAAAAACCAAAUUCAAUUAUUUCAGGAGGAUGACAGUGUUGCUAUUGGCCUACUAAUGUGGCCCUUUCAGAUCUGUUCAUAAGACCAUGCUCAAGUGAUAAUUGUGUAGCAUUACACACAUGAUUUGGUUGUGUGACCCACCAUCCCCAUCGCUUAGAAUUGUCUGGAUAUAGAAUAAAAAUAGCACAAAGUUUCAAGGAGCUAAGAAGAUAUUGGACAUUCCACAAACCAUCAGGAUGCCUAGUUGCAGGAAUGUAUACUGAUAUGAAUCCUGAUCAGCAUUAGUAAAUGCAGACACAAAUGAUUUGCCCAUUAUUUUCUUCAAUUUAUCAAUGGUGGUCUCCCUUUAUUUACUGUAAUAGUAUUAUAACAAGAAAACUGGCUCUGUAUAUAUUCUGUAUAGAAGGCACUCAUUAUUAAUAAGAGUACUGUAGCUGAAUUGUUCUGCCUUUAUAUCUCCAGGAGCUUUUUAUCUGUUUUUUACAUCGUACGGAUGGCAGUCAUAUGCUAAAACUGUAUAUAAAUGUUUUGUACAUUAAAAAAGUAAUUUUUUCAUAA